Messenger RNA from Daktulosphaira vitifoliae (grape phylloxera), 621 nucleotides. It is a transcript of the gene MED9, whose product is annotated as mediator of RNA polymerase II transcription subunit 9. The coding region runs from base 132 to 440 and encodes 102 amino acids. NCBI's taxonomy places the organism in Eukaryota, Metazoa, Arthropoda, Insecta, Hemiptera, Phylloxeridae. Gene Ontology annotation, molecular function: transcription coregulator activity. The transcript is spliced from 4 exons. The record is from RefSeq and is a predicted model, not a curated record. Gene Ontology annotation, cellular component: mediator complex. Gene Ontology annotation, biological process: regulation of transcription by RNA polymerase II.
UAUUUAUAUAAAUAUAUAUAUAAAACGGUUUAAAUGAAGGCUUGUUACCUCAAUUGCUAGACUAAUAGGCACCACAGUUUUGUUAUAUUUUUGGAAUUCUAUUAUACCGUCAAAAGUUUAGUGUUAGAAAUAUGGAAAAUUCGGUAACAGCUAGUGAUAUUGAUACAGAUUUUUUACCUUUAAUUCAUGAUAUUAUUAAGAGUGGUGAACGAGAAAACCAUGAGCCACAAAAAUCGGCUCAAGAAAUUGCUGUUAAAAUACAGGAUUUACAAAAAAAAAUUGAUUUAGCUCGAGAACAAAUUCGAAAGCUUCCUGGAAUUCAAUACAACAGUGAACAGCAAUUAAAAGCAAUGGAUCAUCUUAGAUUAUCUCUACAGAUGAAAAGACAGCUUUUAUUAAAAUAUAGACAUAUGUAUUCAUUUGAUGUUCCUAAAUAUUAAUAACUGAUCUAAUUAACUGUAAUAAAAUUAUAUUUAGAAUUAUUAUUACUAUUUUUGUAUACAUAGUAAACUUAGUUUAAAAAAUAUUAUUUUUCUUGUUUAAAUACAUUUUUCAUAAAUUAUUUUAUUUUAUUGAAUUAAAAAAAUUAGUUAAUAAAUACUAUAUAUUAGAAUGUUUUAA